This is a messenger RNA of Asterias rubens (European starfish), 5422 nucleotides long. RefSeq lists its product as uncharacterized. Gene Ontology annotation, molecular function: protein binding. NCBI's taxonomy places the organism in Eukaryota, Metazoa, Echinodermata, Asteroidea, Forcipulatida, Asteriidae. The transcript is spliced from 12 exons. Bases 139 to 3417 code for a protein of 1092 amino acids. The record is from RefSeq and is a predicted model, not a curated record.
AUGAUAAACAUGGCGACUUCCGUACAUCAUUAAAUUCUUCAGUCGUCUUACGAUACAAACGAAUGCCGUAAAAAGGAGUACAAGAAAGGAGUUUUGCAAAAGCUAUUGUGCCAUACUUCCGAGGAUGCCGCCUUAAUAAUGGAUGAAGAAAGAGAAAACACAUCAGGAGGCAAAGAAGAAGCAACUGAGAUGGAGACUAGUCAAAAUGUGACUGGGAUAGAGUCAGAGACUACCCCAGAAAUGACUGGAAAAGAGACUAGUCCAGAAGCUGCUCUGACUAGUAACAUUGACACUACACAAGAUGAAACCUUGGCAUUAGCCUCAUCAACCAGCCACAAUAAAGACUCUAGUAAAGAUUUAGUUACAGAUUCUGAUGUUAAAGAGGAUGAAACUACAACAUCUUCUUCCUUAGAUUUGGUUCCAACAAAAGACAGUGUCGGUAACAUUCCGCCUCCAGAGAAAGAAGAACAACAAAAUAUCCUUUCAGAGGAAUUAAAGAGUACGAAUCAAGAUUCGUCAGCAUUAAUAGCAAACAGCCCAGGGGAAAGCAGAGAAGAUGAGAAAGCAGAAAGGGGUGAAACCAAACCGGAGUCAGCCAGCAGCUCAAAUGGAGAGUCAAAACAACUCACUGAGAUUUCUCCGCCUGAUAGUAAAACAACCUUAGAAUCGCUAAAUGAAAAAGAUGUAAAAACUUUGAUGGUUACAUCGAACGUUGAAGUGGAUGUCGUUGAUGAGUCUAUAGCCCCAAAAACUGAAGUUGAGAGUGUUCUAAAUGAAGCCCAGCAUGUCUUGCCUGAUGAAACAGCCCACGAGCAGACUCCUGGGGAAGUUGCUGACACACCUUCAAGUAGCAACAUCAAUGCAGUCAUGUCUCCAGAAGUCUCAGUCGCUGAGAAUGAAGAGAUGGUGAGAGAAGACAGCAACAUAUCCUCUAAAACAGAGCCUACCCCACCAGCACGAACAGACUCCACAGUAUCAGUGGACCGAAGAUACAGCAGUGUGAGCAACGCAAGACAAACAAGCAACACAACCCCAAGCAAACCGGGAACGCCCGAGACCGGUAUAUCGAUCGCCACUAAGGGGGACCUUCCGUCUCGAUUCACCACCCCACAUCCCCCAAGCCAACAGCUGCAGGAGAGACCGCUAACGCAUGCCACCGUGAGCACAGAGUUUGGUUAUGAUGAGAUGAAAGACUUCACCUCCCCUGAUUAUGAGUACACACAGACGCCGUUGUAUUCGGUCAGGGGGGACUCCGGGGUGAGGCAGGACCGGAAGACCUUCAGUAGGGGGGAAAGUGUCAAGAGUGUGACCUUUGCUGAUGACCUGACUGGAAGGAUGAGUGCUAAGGAGUUGGGAGUAGAAGAAGAGGAUGAGGGUACAAGUUCAGAAGAAGAGAGUGAUACAGAGACUGCGCCAGAGAAAGGGACAGAAGCAGAUGAAAAGUUGGCAAUCAAAGAUGUUGAAACAAAAGAACAACAAGGGGAAGACGAAGAUGACUUGUUCCCUACAGCAGUCAGCGAGGAGAAGAUUGAGGAGGCCAAACAGAAGAGGAAAGAGAGAGCAGAAAGUGACGCGGCUCGAAGAGAGAAUCUUUUUGGAAUUUUCGGUCAGCCUCGACUCGACAAAAGACGCAGCAUGGAAGAGGUUGUGGGAAGCAAGGCCAGAGAACACUUUGACAAAGGAUGCGUCCUCCUAUCCAAUCUGGAGAAUAGUCAAGCCAUAGUGUGCUUUGAUAAAGCCAUCAACCUCUGUCCCAAGGAAGUCAGAUACUACCUAAUGCGUGGUGAAGCCUACCUACAGAUGUGUGACUUUCAGUCGGCCAUUUUGAAUAUGAAGAAGGCGUGCGUGUUGGACCCAAACAACGACGCCUUCUACAUUCGUUUGGCAUUUGUCUACUAUUUUCAGGGGCAGACAUUAUUUGACCAGUGUCUGUUUGCAGAGGCACUGGAAUCUUUCUCAAGGGCCUCAGAGAUGAGACCAGAGGUGAUUGGUUACCAUACAAGAAGUGUGGCAUGUCUAGCAGCGCUGCAGAGGCAUGGAGAGUGCCUAGCCUUGGUGAACAAGCGGCUAGAAGUCGAGCAGCACAAUCCUGACUUGUAUAUCAUGCGGGCUCGUCUGCAUGAACUCUUCAGAAAUACGUCCCUCUGCUACUAUGACUUAAAGGAUGCCAUUGCCUUGGACCCAGACAGGGAAGAGGCUCAGAACCUCAUGGCUGCCCUAGAAGCCAAGGCAGUUGAAAGCCGUGAUCAUGCUGUGCGCUUGCAGCUACAGGGCAAGCUCAAGGAAGCCAUGAAUAAGAUCACUGCUGCGGUGGAGACUAACCCAGCAGUAGCUGACUAUCAUCUCUUAAGGGGUGCCCUUCAUCGCCGACUCCAUGAUUACAAUGCAGCUAUCGAUGAUUUCCUAUUGGCUCUUGAUAAAACCGACCACAACGAGCAGAACCGCAUCUACAUGGAGGCACAGCGGCAACUACUGCUCACCUAUAACGACUUUGCUGUGGAGUGCUUCCUGGGUGCAUACUUUGAAGAGGCAAUCAUCCUCCUGAAUAAGGCCAUCAAGGGGGAGAAGAGAGAGAAAGGGCUGUAUGUCAACAGAGGAGAUUGCUUCUUUCGUUUGAACGAGCUUCACUUUGCCCUGGCUGACUACCACCAAGCCCUGGAGUUGGAUCAUGCAGACUGGACCAUUCGGUCUCGGAUUGCAUCCAUCCACAGCGAGUUUGGUCUGAUGGACUAUGAGGAACACAGCUACAAAGAGGCCGAAGCACGGUUUACUGUAGCCAUUCAGCACAACCCUCGUGUAGGGUCGUACUUCAUCUACCGCUCUAAAGUGCGCUUUAUGCUGGAGAACCAAGCUGGUGCCAGACAUGAUCUUCUGGUGACCCUCCAUCUCGAGCCAAACAAUGAGGAGAUCCUUACACUCAUGCCUCGCCUCUUCCCUGGUAAAUCCAUCACGGAUAUAAUGAGGAGUAAGUCUGGCCGUGCAGCCAAAGCUGAAGUAGAGAAUGCUGUGGUGACUGCCUCCCCAGUCCGUCUUCCAGCCUUAAAUGGGGAUGCAACAAACAAGGAGGCACAGCCAAAUAAUACAUCACCACAAGCCACUAGUCAGGCUGGAGCUAAACAUGUUAGUUUUGCAUCAGCAGCUGCUACUCCCUCUGGUUCUGUAAUGCCAGACCUUAAGGAAUGUAUGAAUGAGAUAGGCUUCAAUACUGUACUGGCCAAGAAGAAGAAAAAGGUCUCCAACCAUGUUAAGAGUCUUCUUCACGACAGGCAAACUCUUUGGACCGACGCACCUAAGCUCGCCCCUCAGCCCCCACCCCGCCCCUAUGCCAUCCGGGGUGGGGCUCUAAACAAAAACCAGUCCAACAUAGACACAUCUAUGGGCUGGAGGUCAUUCAGUAUGGGCGUUGGCCUGAAGUAAUCCAUCCUUGUUUCUACAGUCUGUCAUCUUUGACGUAAAUUCCUCUUGGAACCCACGCCUGAUCACUACCACGCCCAUGCCCAGUUUAAAGUAAAAUCACUGCAUAACUGCCAUCAUAACUUCAACCCCACCGAGCAAGAUUACAAAAGUACUCCUGCAAUGGAUUUAUACAUGUAUACCGGACUAGUGAAAACCAUGCUGGCCACACCCACAUGCCACGCCCACCAUAAUUGAUGUGAUGGCCAAACUCACGCCUUCCUCAUGUGCUCUAAUCACUACUAAGCCCAGCGAGGUUGGAAGUAAAAUCACUGCAUAACUGCCAUCGUAACUUCAACCCCGCCCAGCAAGAUAUCAAAAAGUACUCUUGCAAUGGGCUUCUACAUGCAGCAUGCCAGACUAAUGGAAACCAUGAAGGCCACACCCACAUGCCACGCCCACCUUUAAUUGAUGUGAUGGCCAAACUCAUGCCUUCCUCAUGUGCUCUGAUCACUACCACAACCGGCACGGUUUGAAGUAAAAUCAUUGCAUAACUGCCAUCGUAACGUCAACCCCGCCCAGCAAGAUUAAAAAAGACUGCAUGUAUACCAGACUAGUGAAAACCAUGCUGGCCACAUCCACAUGCCACGCCCACCAUUAAAUGAUGCGAUGGCGAAACUCACGCCUUCCUCAUGUGCUCUGAUCACCACUGCUCCCACGCCCAGUUUGAAGUAAAAUCACUGCAUAACUGCCAUCGUAACUUCAAUCCCGCCCUGCAAGAUUGAAACAUUACUCCUGCAAUGGAUUUCUACAUGCAGCAUGCCAGACUAAUGGAAACCAUGAAGGCCACACCCACAUGCCACGCCCACCGUUAAUUGAUGUGAUGGCCAAACUCAUGCCUUCCUCAUGUGCUCUGAUCACUACCACAACCGGCACGGUUUGAAGUAAAAUCAUUGCAUAACUGCCAUCGUAACGUCAACCCCGCCCAGCAAGAUUCAAAAAGACUGCAUGUAUACCAGACUAGUGGAAACCAUGAAGGCCACACCCACAUGCCACGCCCACCAUAAUUGAUGCAAUAGUGUUCAAGGUUGUAUGGCAAGUAAUACCUGUAGGCACUCCAGAACAUACAUGGCCGGUAAUGCAUGGAUACCAUGUAAGUACACUUCCUAAAUUUAUGUUGAAUUCCAUUAUUGGUGUCACGCGAUGAUAAAAUUUGUGAUUGACAAUUAGUAGUCAACGAGAAAGGUUAAGGAAAACAAUAAAGUUGAACAUCAUUAACUCCGGAACUUGUUGAUCCAUCUGUUGAUAAAUGUUUAUCCUUGAGGGUUGGGGAAUUAAUUGGCUUGUUAUGAAACGUUUCUUCUUCGCUGAAAUGAUUUUUGAUUCAAGUAAAUCUACUUGGAGAAAACCAAUGAAUAGAUUCAUCAGUGAAAAAGUAUUCAAAGACAGUUUAACCUUAUUGUAGUCAGGCUCAAAUAUAACCCGGAAAAGUAUUAUUUUGUUAAAAAGAAGCUUCCAGAAUAUUUUGUCCAAUUUAAAAAAAAUGAACUGUGUUUCUGUUUGAGUUUUUCAAAUGAAGUUAUAUUUUCACAGAAGUCUUUUUAAAAUAUAUUUUGACAAUAUAUUUUGCAACAUAAAAUGUUCAAAUCUGAUACCAAAGGGGAAAGAGAGGACAAAAAACUCACUUGUUAUUUAAGAUAACAUCUUUGAUGUUUAUUAUGUUGUAUUCCUAUUUUCAUUUAAAGUAUUGAAAUUUAAAAGUUUUGAAAAAGUCUUUGCAAGUGACUUACACCAAAUAACCAAACUUAUUAUUCCCAAGAAUACGCUAAAAAAUAUUGCACAAAAGUUGCAUAAUAUUGUAAAUAAUAUAAUGUUUUUACAUUUACAGAGAAAUAUACCAAGUCGAAAUGUAAAUAUUAUGUAAAAUAUAAUUUGGCUACAUAAAUGUUAAAAUGUUGUUUUAAAACUGAAGUCAUGAUUGUCUUGUCUUAUUGGUUGUGCAUAAAUAAUUCAUGAAGUAUUUGUUGAA